AUGACCCGCAAAAUUCUCUGCGUGGCAGAGAAGCCUGCGAUUGCACGCGCUGUGGCCACGCAUAUGUCAGGCGGCUCUUUUCAAACUCAUGCAAUCAGAGGCAAUCAAUAUGUCAAGAACUAUGAGUUCGACUUUAACUUUGGUGGCUCUUGGGGGAACUGCUCCGUCACGAUGACUAGCGUGAUCGGGCAUCUCACCGGCCUGGAUUUCGAUCGGCAAUACAAGGGCUGGAUGUCCUGUCCACCUGGAGCUUUGUUCGAGGCCCCAGUCCAAGAAGAUGUGGAUAAGGACAAAAAGCCCAUUGCGGAGAACAUUCGGAACCAGGCCAGAUACAGUAAAGCACUGUUCAUCUGGACCGAUUGUGAUCGAGAAGGCGAGCACAUUGGUGCCGAAGUUCGGAAUCAGGCAAAGGCUGGAAAUUCUCGAAUUGAAGUCAAGCGAGCCAGGUUCAGCAACACGGAAAGAGCCCAUGUUCUUCAAGCAGCUCGAGAGCCGGUUGAACUCGACGAGUUCCAGGCAAAUGCAGUUGCCGCGAGAAUUGAGCUUGAUUUACGAAUCGGCGCUGCCUUCACUCGUUUGCAGACGCUUCAGCUUCAGGCCGUGUCAGCCGUGCUGAAGGAAAAGGUCAUCAGCUAUGGGUCAUGCCAAUUCCCAACAUUAGGUUUUGUGGUCGAUCGGUAUCUCAGAGUUCAGAACUUCAAACCCGAGACCUUUUGGGGUAUCAAGGUCAUGCUUCAGCGGGAAGGCAAAAAAGUCAAUUUCCUCUGGAAUCGUGUUCAUCUCUUUGAUCGCGCAGUUGUCACAAUGAUGCUUGAACGGUGCCUCAUGGCCAAGCAAGCGAAAGUUACGAAAGUGAACCAGAAACCGAAAAGCAAAUGGCGGCCUCUUCCUUUGACAACGGUGGAUCUCCAGAUGAUGGGUAGUCGUUUCCUUCGCCUGGACAGUCAGACUAUCAUGAAGGUCGCCGAGGCACUUUACACAAAGGGAUACAUCAGCUAUCCCCGUACCGAGACAGACCAAUUCGACAAGGCCAUUGAUCUGAAGAAGCUAGUUGAGAAACAGUUUCCAGAUAAUCAAUGGGGUCAAUACGCAAAAGACCUUAUUGAUGGCAAAUUCCGGACUCCUCGAUCUGGCCGUCACAACGACAAAGCCCAUCCUCCCAUUCAUCCAGUGUGUUGGGUAUCACCCAGUCAAUUAAACGCCAAUGAGAAAAAUGUCUACGAAUUUGUGGUCCGCCGGUUCCUCGCUUGUUGCUCAGACGACGCCAAAGGCCAAGGCACUGACAUUGAGAUUCAAUACGGAGAAGAGUUCUUCCAUGCGAGUGGCUUGAUUGUUUUGGAGAGGAACUAUCUCGAUGUCUAUGUCUACGACAAAUGGGAAAGCAGCCAACAGCUUCCCAAUUUCGAGAAAGGAGAACUCUUCGAACCCACAGAGGCCAACAUCUCCGAAGGGAAAACUACGGCCCCAAGUUACUUGACUGAACCGGAGCUCAUCGGUCUCAUGGAUGCCAAUGGCAUUGGUACCGACGCCACAAUGGCAGAACAUAUUGCUAAAAUCAAAGAACGUGAAUAUGUUGUGGUCCACUCUCGCGGCAGUGGCAGGAGCAAAGUCGAGGAGCUAAUCCCCACCCGGCUAGGCAUUGCUCUUGUGGAGGGAUACGAUAAUGUCGUUGCGGGUCUUCCAAACAGCAUCUCUCUUAGCAAGCCAUUCCUUCGUAAAGAAAUGGAACUGCGAAUGGUCGAGAUCUGCGCAGGCUCUAAAACUCGCCAGGAAGUAGUGCAGCAGAGUCUGGAUAUGUACCGGGAAGUCUUUAUUCAUACUCAACGGCGUAUCGAGAUGCUUAAAGCGGCGUGCCGGAAGUACCUUAACGAACAACCUACAUCAUGA
Molecule: messenger RNA, 1887 nt
Organism: Penicillium daleae
Lineage: Eukaryota; Fungi; Ascomycota; Eurotiomycetes; Eurotiales; Aspergillaceae
Product: DNA topoisomerase 3
Exons: 6
Coding region: 1-1887 (628 amino acids)
Biological process (GO): DNA topological change
Cellular component (GO): nucleus
Molecular function (GO): DNA topoisomerase type I (single strand cut, ATP-independent) activity; DNA binding
Source: RefSeq, a predicted model, not a curated record